AUGUAUACCUCUAUCCCUUUGAUCAUCGCGGCAUAUGCUGCUGUCACUUCGGCGGUUCCCAUGGCCCAGGGUUAUGCUGCCGAUUCUGCGUGGGCUGAGUGGAGUACCACCACCACAACAACUGUACCAACGACCACAGUGUUGCCAACCAGCACCACCGAAGUGUGGGGAGACUGGAGCACUACUUCGACCACUACUACCACUACUAGCACAUCUGAAGUCUGGGGCGACUGGUCGACGACUACGUCGGUAAUCCCUGUCACCACUACCACAACUGAAGUCUGGGCGGACUGGUCGACCACUACGUCGGUCGUCCCUACUACCACUACAACACCUGAAAUUUGGGGUGAUUGGACCAGUACCACAACCACGUCCACUACAUCAACCACUACCACUCCUGAAGUCUGGGCAGAAUGGACCACCACUACUCCGACGACGACGACAACCACUACUACCACCCCUGAAGUCUGGGCAGAAUGGACCACCACUACUCCAACGACGACGACAACUACUACUACCACCCCUGAAGUCUGGGCGGAAUGGACCACCACGUCAACCACGACGACGACCACUACUACCACUCCUGAGGUUUGGGCUGAAUGGACCACCACCUCAACCACCACCACAAGCACUACUACUACUACUCCUGAAGUCUGGGUUGAAUGGACCACCACCACCUCAACCACCUCAACCACCUCGACGACUACUACAUCGACCACUACAUCAACCACUACUACUCCUGAAGUCUGGGCGGAGUGGACGAGUACCACAACCACGACUCCUGCCCCAACAACCACCACGUCUGAGGUUUGGGGUGACUGGACCAGCAGCACAACCACUACCACUACGACCACAACUCCUUCAACAACAACCACACCUUCUGAGAUGUGGAACGACUGGACAACCAGCACCUCGACUACUACCACCACCACCACUACCACGACCGAGGUGUGGGGCGACUGGACUACCACCAGCACAACCACCACAUGUAAACCCCAGACAGUCACGGCCACUGCCACGGCCACUUCGAAGACCACGGUGACUCGAUACGUCUACAAAACUAGCACCGUGACAGCGACCGGACCUACGACGACCGAGACCGUCACGGCCACUGUUUCGGCCACGACUACUGUCACAGCCUUGAUUGCAACAGUCACGUUCAGCACUGAUCCUUACAACUGGAACGAUUGGACUACCACGACUACCACUACCACCACUACCCCCUCGGCUACCACGACCUCCGAGAAGUGGGCUGACUGGAAGAAUACUACGACGACCACUAUUCCUACCACGAGCUCAGCCUGGCCCACCCUGUACACAUCUGCUUAA
This is a messenger RNA of Exophiala viscosa, 1329 nucleotides long. RefSeq lists its product as uncharacterized. The record is from RefSeq and is a predicted model, not a curated record. NCBI's taxonomy places the organism in Eukaryota, Fungi, Ascomycota, Eurotiomycetes, Chaetothyriales, Herpotrichiellaceae. Bases 1 to 1329 code for a protein of 442 amino acids. The transcript has a single exon.